Messenger RNA from Rana temporaria (common frog), 1585 nucleotides. It is a transcript of the gene DKK3, whose product is annotated as dickkopf WNT signaling pathway inhibitor 3. The record is from RefSeq and is a predicted model, not a curated record. NCBI's taxonomy places the organism in Eukaryota, Metazoa, Chordata, Amphibia, Anura, Ranidae. Gene Ontology annotation, cellular component: extracellular region. Bases 114 to 1136 code for a protein of 340 amino acids. Gene Ontology annotation, molecular function: co-receptor binding; receptor antagonist activity. The transcript has 8 exons. Gene Ontology annotation, biological process: negative regulation of canonical Wnt signaling pathway; multicellular organism development.
AGAUUAGUAGGCGUGCCCCACUCCCAGUCUGGCUCUGCUGCUGCUGCUGCAGCUGAUCAUUGUUCAUCAAGCAUCUCAGGGACUGCAGGUCUAUAAGGUCUGUUGGAGGGUCCAUGCUUGUUGUUUCCAAGAUGUUUCUCGUCUUCUUAGCGGUGACCCUGAGCUUUGUGUCCACCUCUCCGACCAGAAGAUCUGAGAUCCCUGAUGACUUCAUCCCGGAUUCCCUGCUGGACCUUCCUAGGGAGGCGGACAGUCUGAACGACAUCUUCAAGGAAGUGGGAGAUCUGAUUCGGGAUUCCAACUCUAAGCUGGAGAAUGCUGUGAAAGAGAUGGAGGCUGAAGAAUUUGCGGCAGAUAGCGUGACCAUGAAGGACCUCCCACCUAAUUACCAUAAUGAGACCGUCAAGGAGACAAAAAUUGGGAAUGACACCAUCAUCACCAAAGAACUAAUUAACAAGGAAACGGACAAUAAAACGGGAUCAACGUACUUGUCCAAGACCAUCGUAUCAUCCCUGAAAGGUGGCGACAAGAGAGAGCAUGAGUGCAUUGUGGACGAGGACUGCGGUCUGGCCGGCUUCUGUCAUCUGUCAGACUUCGUCUAUAGAUGUCUACCGUGCAAGGAACAGGAAGCGUGCACCAGAGAUGGCGAAUGCUGCGACGGGCAGCUGUGCAUCUGGGGUCAGUGCAAGAAAUCGGAGAAGGGGGAGAGCGGUGCCAUCUGUGAGAAGCAGAGCGACUGCGACCCUGGCUUCUGCUGCGCCGUACAUUCAAGUCUCCUCUUUCCAGUGUGCACACCUUUGCUGGUUAAGGGCGAGGAGUGUCAGACUCCAAACCCACUCCUUGAUAUAUUUUCAUGGGAUCUGGAGUCAGAAGCCCCUAUAAACCGUUGUCCCUGUGCCAGCAGACUGAUCUGCCAGGGUGAGAGGGACAACUUUGCGCUCGUCUGUGAAGAACUUCUCCUGCAGAGCAAGAGGGAAGAGACCAUUAACCUGCCAUUUUUCACCGCCUUGCCAAUGGAGGAGAUCAACUACGAAGACGGCAAUAUUUCACCCACAGGAAUCGGAGCCGAUCCCAGCUUUCCCGAAGACGAAAGAGAUUUAAUCGAUUCUGAACGUCCCUUUGUGGACUACAUCUAGAGGACUUAUUAAUUAAUGAAGGACCUCGGGGGUGGGGGGGGGGGGGUGGAUUGAAGAACUGAUCACUCAGAAAUUGACACAAAUACUCUCUAAACUGGAAAAUUCCGUUAUAUCACGAAUAACUGGGAAACUAUUGCUUUGGUUGGCAUGCCACAUACACGGGGUCCUUUCUCAAGUCAUUGACCCCCUUCUGACCACAGAUCCUUCACAUGCCAUCAAAUUGACCUACUACAAAGAACGCAUGGGAUACAUCUAGCUUAAGUUCAAAGGGGUUGCAUUUUGCUGUAAUUAUGGAAUUUGGCACUUUACCCCGUGAAAUGAUACAUGAAGCGCCGAAUAAUGCCUAAAGAUAUAAACAAAGAACUUCAGACUGCUUCUUCUGCAAACAAAACUUUAUUGUGCAAACAGCAGGCACAUCCUACUUAAUCCUCUCCUAACGUGUUUCGCCC